Molecule: messenger RNA, 1462 nt
Organism: Oenanthe melanoleuca
Lineage: Eukaryota; Metazoa; Chordata; Aves; Passeriformes; Muscicapidae
Gene: CUEDC2
Product: CUE domain containing 2
Exons: 10
Coding region: 236-1090 (284 amino acids)
Molecular function (GO): ubiquitin binding
Source: RefSeq, a predicted model, not a curated record
GCCCCGCCGGGCCGCGCGCGCCCACGUGACGCGUUCAAGCGCGCCGCGCGGGCCCCGCGCGGAGGGAGGACGGCGCGGCGGGGGCGCGCGGGCGAUCAGGUUCCCUCAUUCAUGGCUUGGGCCUGGCAGUCGUAGGAUGGACUGGUGACUCCUCUGCAGCACUGAAGUGAUCUCAUAAACACUGCCAAGACCUCACACAGGUGACACGUCUGCUCCGAAAAAGGUUUAGAGAGACAUGGAGCUUGAAAGAAUCAUUCAAGACACACUGACACGCUUCAUCCAGUCCCACAUCCCUGCAGCAGAUCUCAGUGGGAUGGAUGAUGUUUUUUUCUCUUAUAUCACGGGUGUACUGGAAGAGCUGGGCUCACCAGAGUCUUCUGAAGAGACUUUUGACAUGGACACCUUUGUGGAAAUGAUGGAGGCAUAUAUCCCUGGUUUUGCAGAAAUCCACAGUGGGGAUGUUUGUGAAAUGAUGUUCUCCCUCUCAGAAAGGCUUGGUGAAGCUCGCAACAAAGAAAAACUUGGCCAAAAGGCUGUGGAAAGCAGGAGUGAAGCGCCCUCUGAAGAUCUCACCAAGGGCCAGGAGCCUGGAGCUGGAGCCUGCAGCGGGGAAAGACUGUGCGCUCUAACAGACGGAGCCGGGGCCCAGGAAGGUGCUGACUUGAAGGAUGGGGUGGAGCUGCUACUGGAGAUGUUCCCGGCCUGUACUGUGAGCCAGGCAGAGAAGGCUCUCGCCAUGGCCUUGGGGAACUUGGAAGAGGCAGUGCAAUUAAUUGUGGAGGAGAAGGUGGAAAUUGGCCCAGCAGGUGCGAGUGUGAAGGAACUGGCACGGCCCCGCAGAGCGCCCAACCAUGAGGAACUAAAACAGGUCAUCCUACAGAAAUACAUGAUGGUGGAUAGUGCAGACGAUCAGAAAACACACCGGCCAGCCCCACCCAAAGAGGCUCCCAAGAAGUUGAUCCGCUAUAUUGAUAACCAGGUGGUGAGUACAAAAGGAGAGAGGUACAAAGACAUCAAGAAGCCUGAGAGUGAGGAGAUGAAGAGAACCUACAUCAGCCUAAAACCAGCCAGGAAGUACAAGUUCCACUGACAGCUAGGUCCUCCUGCUCUUCAGCCUUCCACCUCACUGCCAGGCAUGGCAGGAUGGAUGUGUGGUGCUAGGAAUGAGGUGACUCCACCUGCCACUAACUUGAACUAACCUGGAAGCCAGGACACUGCUUUCAGCUUCCUCAACUAACCUGGCUGAGGAGACUUCUCUCCUUGUGUAGCUAUUCCUCUCCCUCCAGGGGCACACCACAGUGGCUCUCCAGGACCUGGGCAUUCUCUGCUAUUCCUUGCAUGGGAUAUUUUUAGAUCUGAGAUGUGGCAUGUGCUUUUGCAGCAACCUUUUUAAUAAGUCUUUGUGCACUGUUGCUUUGAGUGCCAGUAUUAAUAAAAAUGAUGUGAGUUGGUGUGUAGUUCA